Molecule: messenger RNA, 7888 nt
Organism: Hypanus sabinus (Atlantic stingray)
Lineage: Eukaryota; Metazoa; Chordata; Chondrichthyes; Myliobatiformes; Dasyatidae
Gene: noa1
Product: nitric oxide associated 1
Exons: 7
Coding region: 3830-5917 (695 amino acids)
Molecular function (GO): GTP binding
Source: RefSeq, a predicted model, not a curated record
CAACUCUGCAAUGUUGGCCCACUACAGGCUGCAGAACCAUUCUUUACCAAAGUGCCCAGUCUGCAGCAAUUACCCUGAUCAAACUGCUCAAGAACAGCAGAAAAAAGGUAACCAGAAUGCAGAAACACAUCCAACAUGAACCUCAAAGUCCCUCAAAACAAACCUACAGCCUCUCCAGUCAUUCCUUGCAACAUGGAUUGCAAGACUCCUGCACACUCCACUGGCAGAAGAUAGAAAAUGGACAUCAAAAGGGCAAUGUUACAAUGUUCAUGGGGGACUUCAAUAUGCACAUAGAGAAGGAAAAUCAGGUUGGUGCUGGAGAGGAAACUUCUAGAAUACCUGCGAGAUGGUUUUUAUAGAAAUCUUGUAGUUGAACCCACUGAGAGAUCAGCUAUUCUGGGUUGGCUUUGUGCAAUGAACUGGAAUUGAUUAAAGAGCUUAUUAUAAGAGAACUCUGAGGGGAAAGUGAUCAUAAUAUAAUAGAAUUUACCCUGCAAUUUGAGAAGGAGAAGGAUUAGUCUAAAGUAUUGUUACACACUCAACCCUGUAGAAGUCUCAGCAGCAAUAGAACACCCCGGAGUCUGGUUUUGCUGUUCUAUUAGUAACUAUGUAAUAUAGUAACUUAAACCAGGUAAAUCAAGAGUUAACGGUGUUAUGCAUAUAUACGUAUAAAUAAAGUUCCCAAACUUAUUCAAGCUCAGGUGGCAAGAGUUACCGUCUUACACGUAAAAGUUCUGUUCAGAUGCAUGGGAUUGAAGUGAGAGAGAGCUACUUGUAAUCUGAAUAAACAGGUGUCAUCGAUCCUCCUCGAUGUCCUCCAAAUCUUCCAAGUCAGCCAAAUGUGACCAACUUAAGAGCGCUGUCUUCAAGUGAUAAUCUACCAACCCAGGCAAGGGUUAGACACACUGGUAGAUUCCACAGGGUCGCCCUUUACAUGCACUAAUAGUCACUGAUUGAUUCCUCUUAAUUAAUCCUCAGCCCCACCCUCUGUGGGUACUUAAAAGUUCAGUGGCAAUUUCCACCACCAGCCUUCAUGUGUCUGUGUCCUGUGAAACAAGCAGUGGCGCUCGUUUAAAUAUCAUUGUGCUGAACAUCAGCUGUCCAUCAUAUAUAUCUCUCUCUCUCACUCACAAACUGCUGGCACUGUCUCCCUCUGUCUUACAGAUAUGGUUCUUAAAGACAGUCCAUAAUGAGUAAAGAUUCCAUCACAGUAUCAGUAUUACUUUCGAGUAAAGAUAAUUACAGAAGCAUGAGAGAGGAGUUGGCCAGAAAUGAUUGGAAAAGAACACUGGCAGAGAUGAUGGCAGAGCAGCAAAGACUGGAAUUUCUGGAUGUGAUUCAGAAGGUACAGGAUAUAUACAUCCUAAAGAGGAAGAAGUCUUCUGAAGGCAAGAUGACACAACCAUAGCUAACCAGGGAAGUCAAUGCCAACAUAAACGCUAAAGAGAGGAGUGUACAAUAGAGCAAAAAUUAAUAGGAAAUUAGAGGAUUGGGAAGCUUUUAAAAACCCCCAGAAGGCAACUAAAGAAGUCAUUAAGAAGGAAAAGAUGGAAUACAAAAAUAGUCAAUAAUAUUCAAGGAUACCAAAGGUUUCUUCAAAUACACAGAGUGUAAGAGAGUUGAGAGUAGGCUGCUGGGAAAUGAUGCUGGAGAGGUUGUAAUGAGGGACAAGAAAAUGGCAGAUGAGCUGAUAGAGUAUUUUGCAUGUCCUCAGUGUGGAGGACACCAGCAGGAUGCUGGAAGUUCAAGUGUCAGUGGGUAGAGGUGUGUGAAGUUGCCAUUACUAGGGAGAAGGUUCUUGGGAAACUGAAAGGUCUGAAAGUAGAUAAGUCACCUGGACCAGAGGGUGUACACACCAGGGUUCUGAAAGAAGUGGCUGAAGAGAUUGUAGAGAUGUUAGUAAUGAUUGUUCAAGAAUCAUUUGAUUCUGGCAUGGUUCUGAAGGAAUAGAAAAUUGCAAAUGUCUUUUUACUCUUCAAGAAAGGCAGAAGAAAACUAUGAGCCAGUUAGUUUGAUCUCAUUGGUUAGGAAAAUAUUGGAGUCGAUUGUUAAAGAUAUGGUUUCAGGGUACUUGGAGGCACAUGAUAAAAUAGGCCAUAGUCAGCAUAGUUUCCUCAAGGGAAAAUCUUGCCUGGCAAAUUUGUUGGAAUUCUUUGAAGAUAUAACGUGCAGGAUAGAUAAAGGAGAAUUGGUGGAUAUUGUGCACUUGGAUUUUAAAAAGGCCUUUGACAAGAUGUCACACAUGAGGCUGUUUAACAAGUUAAGAGCCCAUGGUAUUACAGGAAAAAUACUAGCAUGGAUAAAGCAGUGGCUGAUUGGCAGGAGGCAAAGAGUGGAAAUAAAGGGAGCUUUUUCUGGUUGGCUGCCAGUGACUAGUGGUUUUCCAUAGGGGUCUGAGUUGGGACCACUUCCUUUUACAUUAUACAAUAUGUUAAUGACUUGGAUCAUGGAAUAGAUAGCCUUGUGGUAAAUUUUGCAGACAAUACGAAGAUAGGUGGAGGGGCAGGUUGUUUUGAGGAAGUAGAGAAACAACCGAAGGACUUAGACCGAUUAGGAGAAUGGGCAAAAAAGAUGGAAUACAGUGUCAUGAAGUAUAUGGUCAUAUACUUAAAGAGAAGAAAUCAGAGAGUAGACUAUUUUCUAAAUGGAGAGAAAAUUCAAAAAUGCGAGGUUCAGAGGGACUUGGGAGUCCUUGCGCAAAGAUUAAUUUGCAGGUUGAGUGGUGAGGAAAGCAAAUGUGACGAUAGCAUUAAUUUCGAGAUGACUAGAUUAUAAAAGCAAGGAUGUAAUUUUGAGGCUUUAUUAGUCACUGGUGAAGCCUCGCUUGGAGUAUUGUGAGCAGUUUUGGGUCCCUUACCUGGGAAAGGAUGUGUUGAUAUUUGAGAGAUUCAAAGGAGCUUCACAAAAAUUGAAAGGCUUGUCAUAUGAAGAGCAUUUGAUGGCUCAGGGUCUCUACUCACUGGAAUUCAGAAGAAUGAGGGGUGACCUCAUUGAAACCCAUUGAGAAGUUUUUUUAGCCAAAAGGGCUGAAUUUGUGUAAAUCGUUGCCACAAGUGGCUGUGGAGGCCAAGUCACUGGGUAUACUUAAGGCAGUGGUUGAUAGAUUCUUGAUUGGUCAGGGCAUGAAGGGAUAAAGGGAGAAGGUAGGAGAUUGGGGCUGAGAGGGAAAAUGAUCAACCAUGGUGAAAUGGCAGAGUAAAUUCAGUGGGCAAAAUGGCCAUAUUCUGCUCCUAUAUCUUACGGACUACAGCUCGCAAGCAGGAGAGGAAAAGUUAUCAAGCACAGGCAGACAGUGCCAAACACCUGCCCAUCUUCCACUCUCAUCCUUGUCGACUUCAACCUUGGUCAACGCCUCAAUUGGAGAGAAGCAAUAAGGUCGGUCAUGGGCUUCUGCACCAGUCUCCAGACUUUCAGGUAAUGACAUUAAUAGUGGCAAUUAUUACCAUUGCCAUCAGUAUCCUUGGUGUCAUCAUGAACUAGAAACUCACCAGGACAAGUCAAAUAAAUAUCAUGGCACUAAUGCUCUUCUGGUAAAUACAAGAUGCAAGUCAGGAAUAUGUUUGAAUGCAAUAGCAAACACACUUAAGCAGUUCUUUAACUUUCAAGGUGGGUGAUUAAUGGCCACAUUUCAAAAAUUUAUUGCUUCCACGACUAGCACAUAGUAACUGCUAGUGUGUACCACCCGUAAAAUGUACAGACUACACCAAGUCCUUCAUGCACAUGCCAACGACCCUGACUUGGUGUGUGACUGCGCUGCGGCCUUUGCACGGAGACUGGGAAUUGCGCACACGUCCCCUAGGAGGCGACGUACGCGAGCGCCGGUGCGGGAAUGGCGCGAUCGCUGGGCCGCCGGGUUUUCCGCUGGGCCGCGCACGCCCGAGCGCUGUCAGGCUUGCGGCGGGUGGCGGGCAUCAAGUUCGGAUACACGGCGGUGGAGCUGGGCAAGCCGGAGGAGAUGGUGUUCGCGGAGUACGCGGCCGAAACGGAAGACGAGGAUGAGGUUUUGACCCAAGCACGGGCGCUCGUUGCUCAGGCGGCACCGGCGGAAAGCCGCGAGGUCGCCCCUUUACUCGGGGCGCUGCGCCGCCAACUGCUCGCCUUAGAAGCGUUGAAGCCGGCCGGGGGAGUAGAGGCUCAGAAGCCCGCACGGAGUGCCGAGCCAGUGGUGACCGAUCCGAGCUUCCCGCCGCCCGAACUCCCGUCCAAGAGGAAGCGGCGGCAACGGUGCCAAGCGGGAGUGGAGGCGGCCCCAGCCCGGCGUGGGGAACACCGGUUAUACGGCACCGCAGACCCGCUGCAGCAGCCCAGCUCCUGCCCGUGCUCAGGCUGCGGCGCCGUGCUGCAUUGCACCGACCCCUCGCUGGCCGGCUAUUUACCGAGCGAGAAGUACAAGCAGCUGGCGGCGGUCGGCGCGGCCGCUCUGCGACGCGCUGUGUGCCAGCGCUGCUUCCUCCUCGUCCACCACCAGAAGGCCCUGGAGGUGCAGGUGCCGCUCGCCGAUUACCAGCGCAUGAUGGGGAGGGUCGGCCGGCACAAAGCCCUGGUGCUCUACAUGCUGGACCUACUUGACCUGAGCAGCGGCUGCGGGCUGAUCGCCGACUUGUUGCCUUUGUUGAGCGAGCACAACAGUGUGCUGGUGUUGGCUAAUAAGACCGACCUGAUUCCGGCCGACAACCCCCGCUACUUGCAGAGACUCCGGCGCCAGGUGCUCCAGCUGUGCAGUCAAGCCGGUUUGUGGGCCGAGCCUCAAAGCAAAGGAGACGUGCACCUCAUCAGCGCCAAGACCGGCUAUGGCAUCGAGACAUUAAUUUCCCGUUUGCAGAACACAUGGAAAUUUCAGGGGGACGUCUACCUGGUCGGCGGCACCAACGUGGGCAAAUCCACCCUCUUCAACACCCUUCUCCACUCGGAUUACUGCAAGUCCAAAGCCUCCGAUGUCAUCCAGAGAGCCACAGUGUCCCGCUGGCCGGGAACUACACUGAACCUUCUCAAAUUUCCAAUUAUAAACCCCACACCACAUAGAAUGUUUCAACGUUUACAGAGACUUAAAGCUGCUAAGUCACAGACUGAAGAUGACCUUGAUGAAGAAGAGUUGAAAGAUCUUCAGCAACUGAAGAAACAUAGCUACUUGAUUGGUAGAGUUGGUAGAACAUUUCGUAAUACUCAAGUGGGUGAACUGCAUAACAAAGGAAUAAUCGAAUGGAAUCCAGACGAACUUGCCCUGGGUCCAGAACCCGAAGAGGUUAUUCAAGAAAAUGUCUCAAACUCCCAAGACCUGGUCGAAUUCACAUACCAUGAACUAAAAGAUGCUCGUUGGUUUUAUGAUACACCUGGCAUCAUAAAACAGGACUGUAUAUUAAAUCUACUUACAAGUCAAGAGUUGAAGGUGGUGAUGCCAUCCUCUGCUAUCAUCCCUCGAACGUUUGUACUGAAGCCAGGAAUGGUACUCUUUCUGGGUGCUCUCGGUCGUAUUGACUUUGUGAAGGGUGAAGACUCAGCCUGGUUUUCAGUUGUUGCUUCCAACAAGAUUCCAGUCCAUAUUACAAGCCUUGAAAAAGCAGAUGCAAUCUAUAAAAAACAUGCUGGAAGUGUACUGCUUGGGGUUCCUAUUGGUGAUGAGGAGAGAAUGAAAAAUUUCCCCCCUCUGGUAUCCCAGGAUAUUGAAUUGGAUGGAAUUGGAACCCUUGAGGCUGUUGCUGACAUAAAAUUUUCUUCAGCAGGCUGGGUUGCAGUGACUGCACAUCCAAAGGAUAAGAUUCACCUUCGAGCAUAUACUCCUGCUGGAAUUGGCUUAAUGGUUGAGAAGCCACCUCUCCUUCCAUUUAUUGUUGGGGUUAAAGGAGAACGAAUAAGAAAAACCCCAGCUUAUAAACUUAAAAAGCCAUUGCCAUUUGUUCAAAACUUUGCAGCCCACUAGAGGAAUGUGACUGUGGCAUACUUAUAAAAAUGACUUACAGAACUGUUUGUUGAAACUCUGAAUGUGCAGGCUUCAUUUUUUUUUGUAAUUUUGAAAGUAAGCUUGUUAGGUUAUCAGCAAUAUCUGUACUGAUAAUGUUGGAGUGCUGUACUUUUGACAGAAUUGAGAAUAAAUGAAUGUACAAAAUCACAGCAAUCUGCUAAACAAAACUGAUGAAUGGGACAGAGCAGUGUUCUAUAGGGAUUUAAAUGUAGAGGCUCCAACCAUUAAUUGUGCUAUAGUUCAAUCCUCCAGAGCUGAUUGCAAUGUGAUAUCCAUUAGACUUCUUGGACUGUAGGAACAUCCUCAUGCAUUUUGCCCUUUAACUAUAUUUAGCUACUCCAAUUAGAUAUUCACUGUAUCUAACUUGUGGCACAAAGCUAAUACUGCGUAGCAGGCCAAAAAGUUCUUUAGUUUGACCCAACCAUAAGACCUUCAUCCACAUAUUUGCAGUAUCUUCCACAUGAUGCUUUGCAAAGUUUUUAUGGGAAAGGACAUGCUUUUUGUUUAAGCCUGUGCUUCCGCCUUGCCACUCUUCCAUAAAUACCCUUUUUGUACAAGGCCUUGGAUUGUGAAGCCACAAACUUCAUCUGCACUUGUGACCUCCGACUUCUGCAGCUUACUUGUUGGCAUCACAGUAGCCUAAAGUGCCAAUUUCAUCCGGAGGCUAAGUUUAGAGGGACGGCCUGACCUAGGCAGUGUGGCUGUGGUUUCAUUAUUUUCCCCACUUUUUCACAAUGUACUGUACUAAGCUUCGUGGUAUGUCCAGUACCUUUGAGAUGACUUUGUACCCUUCCCCAGAUCUGUGCUUCUCUAUUAUCAUUUCCUGACUUGCCUUGAGUGCUCUUUUGUCUUCAUUUUGGUUUGGUCUUUUGAAAAUCUUCCAUUACAGAGAGAGGGUAUUUAUCCUUGGGAAUUUAUUGAAAACAGGUGAUCCUCAAAUUUUCUACCUCAACAAAUUGGGUGAGUUGAUAAGGUAAAUUACAAAGGGGAUGAAUACUUUUUCAGCCUCGCAAUUUUGAUUUUUAAUUUUUAGUAAAUUGUUGGUAGGUUUUGGAAUUUCUCUAUUGAUUUGACAUGAUGCACAAUAUUUAUAGAUGAGCUUAAAAUCCUACUUUAAUAUAUUUAAAAUUUAGAAAAUGAGACAGUAAAAUGUGAAAAUGGUUGUGGGGCUGAAUACUUUUUCAAGGCUACAUAGAAAGGACCCAUUGUCCAUUAGUAGGCAGGAAUGAUAUAGAUUGGCAGGUCGAAUGAUGUUCCAGCAACAGUCUUGAACUUGCCAUCAUCAAGACCAAGGAAUUGAUUGUGGACUUCAGGAAUGGGAAGACAGGAGAACACAUAUCAUUAAUUAUUAAGUGAACAGCAGGGGAAAGAACGAGCAGCUUCAAGUUCCUGAGUGUCAAGGUUUGAAGAUCUGUCCUGAACCCAACAUAGUAUUGCAAUUAAAAGAAGAUGAGCCAGUGGCUAAAUUUCAUCAUUAGUUUUAGGAGAUUUGGUACAUCACUAAAGACAAGUAAAUUUCUAUAGAUGUACCAUGAAGAGCAUUCUCACCAGUUGCAUCACUGUCAGAUGUAGAGGUGACAAUGCAUAGGAUCAGAAAAGGCUGCAGUGUUUUGUAAACUCAGCCAGCUCCAUCUUGGGCAAUUUUCAUCGGUAAGGACUUUCAAUGUGUGGGACAUGCCUUAGUUUCAUUUCUACCUUCAGGGAGAUGGUACAGGAGCCUGAAGACACGACGUUUAGGAAUGGUCCAUGAAUGGUCUGCUUUGCUCUCUGUUUGCACUACUUAUUUUCUUUUUGUAUUUCUUACUGUAACAGUUUUUAUAUAUUUUGCAUCGUACUGCUGCCAAUAACAACAAAAUCAAAGUAUGUCAUUGAUAAUAAACCUGAUUCUAAUUACUGUCAUUCCCUUUAUAUUCAUUUGUCUAUUUAAAA